AUGGCAUCCAAGGGCCAGCCAGGCGGCGCCAAGCCCGUUUACGGCAGAACGUUGGCGGGCAAGAUCUUAUGGCUGCCCAAAAAGGAGGAGAUCAGCCCUUCACUUGACACCGAUCUGCCACCCGGGGUCUAUAAUCACCCUGUGUUGAUUAUGUCCCAUGCACCUCGCGACGAUGGCACUAUGACUUCGGCCAACGGUAGAAACAUCACGGAGGACAUGGCCUUCCACUGGAAGUUUCGUGAGAAGUAUCUACCCGUCGCCCCGACGCCUCCCCACGCAGACUUGGGCCUACAGCUCCAUUUGGCGGGACCUAGCCCAAGCAACAAAGCCUACAGACCGGCAUACGUGAUGUUACAAGGAGGACCUUACACAAUCCACCGCGACGUGCUGAGAGCGCAUCAAGGCACCAGUCUGAGUUCGAAGUCGUUCGGUAUCCUCGUCACGGAGAUGGGCUACACAGAGGAAGAAGAUUACUUGAGGGAGCAGCGGGCUAUUGAGAGAAAGAAGCGGAAGAUCGAGAAAGAUGCAGAGAAGGAGAAGCGCAGGGCCCUCUGGGACCAGAGAGAGGCAGAGCGUCAAGAGAAGAAGGAGCAACGACAGGUGGCCAAGAAGGAGAAGGCCGACGAGCGGAUGGCCAUCAAGAUUCAAAGGAUGGCAGUUAAGGAGAGGGAGAUGGCUAAGGCGAACACCAAGUUGGACAAGGGCUUCUUCUGUCUGAUGGCCAGCAUUCUCGUGGCCAUUCUUUGUGGGGAGGCUUUGCUCUGGUAUGGCUUUUGGUUGGUGUUCGGCUUUUGGUAG
This is a messenger RNA of Colletotrichum chrysophilum, 798 nucleotides long. RefSeq lists its product as uncharacterized. The coding region runs from base 1 to 798 and encodes 265 amino acids. NCBI's taxonomy places the organism in Eukaryota, Fungi, Ascomycota, Sordariomycetes, Glomerellales, Glomerellaceae. The record is from RefSeq and is a predicted model, not a curated record. The transcript has 2 exons.